Messenger RNA from Nannizzia gypsea CBS 118893, 1101 nucleotides. RefSeq lists its product as hypothetical. The record is from RefSeq and is a predicted model, not a curated record. Bases 1 to 1101 code for a protein of 366 amino acids. Lineage: Eukaryota; Fungi; Ascomycota; Eurotiomycetes; Onygenales; Arthrodermataceae. The transcript has a single exon.
AUGAAACACUCACUGCGGCCAAGUCGAUGGCAGAGCCUGACAUGUCUUGCUCUUUUCAGCAUCCUUGCCAUUUAUACGUCAGGCUAUUAUCUCACGGCCAUUGCACGCCAUGGCCAGACAGGUUUCAACCAUGGGAUAGAGUCAUAUCGGCAACGGGGCAUGAAACCAGCCGGUCCUGUUGUUCCGGGCGUGGUACAGCCUGAUAAGAAUUAUACUCGUACCCUUGUUAUAGCGAGUCUCCAGAAGGAAAAUACAACUUGGGUCGACGAACUACAACGGGAAGACCCUAAGCUGCAAACGGCUGUUUAUGUUGUGAAUAAUUCCAGUGCGCCUCUCACUGUGAUGAAAAACAAGGGGCAUGAAGUGAUGGUUUAUCUGUCGUACAUCAUUGACCAAUACUAUACACUCACGGAUGUCUCUAUUUUCAUGCAUGCUCAUUUGACGACAUGGCAUAAUAAUGAUUUAUUGGAUUCGGACUCUGCCAAGAUGGUCAAACGCCUUCGAAGUGAAAAAAUUAUUCGAGACGGUUAUAUGAACCUUCGUUGCCAUUCAGAACCAGGUUGCCCCGACCAUAUCCACCCAAUUGCCGGAGGUGACGAUCUAUCAAGCAUUCCGGAAGCGGCUGUUAUAGGAAAAUCCUGGCUCGAGCUGUUCCCCGGUACCCAAUUGCCUGAGGUGCUCUCCCAACCAUGCUGCGCCCAAUUCGCAGUCAGUGCCGACCGCAUCCGACGGAUACCUCGGGAAACUUAUAUAUAUUAUCGAGACUGGAUUCUCGAAACUUCGUUGUCUGAUAGCUUAUCAGGGCGAGUGUGGGAAUAUCUCUGGCAGUACGUCUUUGCAGGUGUCGAAACAUUGUGCCCGGAGGACCAUAUCUGUUACUGCGAAGGAUACGGGAUAUGCUUCAAAGGGAAAGUCGAGUUUGAAUACUUUUAUGAAAUGCAGUCGUUGGGACGCGAUAUUCAAAAGCAACUUAAUGCGCUGAAGAUGGAGAACGGAACAGUGAUCAAGGGAUUCGAAAAGAAAGCCGAGGCUAUGCAGGCGAAAAUAAACAAAUUAGUGGCUGAGAUUGAGGCGAUGAGAUCGAGGGUUCUUGGGGAAUGA